Trematosphaeria pertusa is the source of this 1058-nucleotide messenger RNA. RefSeq lists its product as uncharacterized. Bases 204 to 917 code for a protein of 237 amino acids. The record is from RefSeq and is a predicted model, not a curated record. NCBI's taxonomy places the organism in Eukaryota, Fungi, Ascomycota, Dothideomycetes, Pleosporales, Trematosphaeriaceae. The transcript has 2 exons.
GCUUCCAGAACCUUCACCAAUUAUUGGCCGCCGAUAUAUCAAUGAAUCGCCGCACCCAUCCACGCACUAAUCUCGAUAGCCUCCUGCGAUUCCGGACGCGCGCUUAGAGUCGGACGUUGCAACAGCGCCUCAAGAAAGAUCGACGAAACGCGAAGGGUACGGUAGAUACAGUAGUGCACGGGCGACGGGCUGCUGAUGGAUCCAUGGCGGAGGUUUCUGUGGUAGUCGCCGGCAGCCAAGACACAACCUCCCACUGCCCACCGCAUCGCAUGCCCCAUGGCAAGAAGCGCGCGGCGGACGGCUCUCUGGAGUCGGAGCAGCGACUGAGCAAGCGCUUCGACCUGCUGAAUCUCGUCGACAGCAAUGGCACGCGCCUCUACAUCCCCGUCGCCGGAUCCUCAGAUCCCGCCGACAACGCGAGCGCAGCAGCGAAACACGCACCGAAGCCAGUAGCCCCCGCGACAGAGAAGAAACGCGAGCGCAAGCCCCGGCCGCCGCCGCCGGACGACUGCAUGCAAGUCGAGGACACCCCGCACCGCGUCUACAUCCACGACCUGGCCGCCGAGCUCUCAGACAUCGAAUCAGACGAAGAGAACCCCGUUUUCUUGUCGGAUAUAGAAAAGCACCUGGCGAAGAUACCAAUGCAUGUGCUCGUGGGCCCGGAGCCGAAGCCGACCAGGGACAACCAGCUCGUGCUGUACAACAUCCCGUCCUCGCUGACGGUGCCCGAGGAGCAGGACAGCGUGAGGAAAGCCAUCGUGGAAGCGAGGGCGCGCGUCAGGGAGCGCCAGGCAAAUCCUACGUCGGAGCUGGAGCGGGGGAGCGCGACGCCGAUUGCGUCCAUGGCGAACGGAAUAGUCAGAGAGAUACCCAUAGAGAUGGAGGAGGAUCCCGAUGCAAUGGACAUCGAUGGCUAGCUAGCUAGCGUUACGAUACUUGUACUUUAAGGAAUGCAAUUCGUCGUUUCAGCUAUUGAAUCUCCCUGUGGGUAUUCCCUGUCUAGACUACAUAGAGAUAUCAUGUAAGAGGUAGGGCAUGAUCCAGUCAUGCAUUCCGUG